Leptidea sinapis is the source of this 2051-nucleotide messenger RNA. Its product is annotated as protein Cep78 homolog. NCBI's taxonomy places the organism in Eukaryota, Metazoa, Arthropoda, Insecta, Lepidoptera, Pieridae. The transcript has 12 exons. Gene Ontology annotation, cellular component: centrosome. Gene Ontology annotation, molecular function: protein binding. Bases 123 to 1994 code for a protein of 623 amino acids. The record is from RefSeq and is a predicted model, not a curated record.
AUAGGAAUUUCUGAUCACAUCGUAUACUCAUAUUUGUUAAUAAAUAUUAUUUAUCAAUCGCGUGGAACCUUCGAAAUACAGUAAAGGGCGCUAUUAUUAUUAAUUCAUGUAUUUUUAAAACAAUGGUUGGCAAAGGGGAGGUGAAAAGCAGUCGUAUCUUUCAUCAGUGUUAUUUAAAAUGUUGUAAACUGCAAAACCUCACCCCGUUGACCAGCGUAAUACCUUCUAAAAAUGGAAAAGUUUUGGACUUUAUAGUUGAUAGAAUAAAGUAUGUUGAUUGGCCCCCUAUUCUUAAUGCUUUGAGUUGUGAUCUCAGCCUUCAUUCAGUGUCGAUAAAAUGUCGUCAGCAAGUUAAAACUGUAUUGGAACAAAUAGACUGCGAGCGAUUAGCGAAGACUGUAAACAAGCGAUCUGUUAUUCUGACCAACUUUAUGUUAAACAACCUGGUGGAAGCUAUCUCGCAGCUGCUGGUGAAUACCACGUUACUGUCGUCUUUGAUGCUCGAAGGACUUCCCAUGAAGAUACCGUACUUGAAUCCUAUUUGUGAGACAAUAUUAUUGAACAACUCGUUGCAACAUCUCUACUUGCCACGCUGCCUCAUCGGCGACGCUGGCUGCCAGGCUGUGUGCAACGCCGUGCGCUGUCUGCCCAACAUCCUCACCCUGGACUUGAGCGGCUGCGAACUCACGCCACUAGGCGUCGGCUACAUUGCGGAGCUGGUUAAGUAUCAAAAGAUCCACCGCUACAGCGAAAACUGGGUGCAUACCUUACGGUAUCGGCUACCAGAGUUGGAUACGAUGGCGGGACUGCGACGCAUUACGCUGUGUGGUAACGUACAGAUUGGUGACGUCGGCGCCGCGAACAUACUGGAAGUGUUGGCUGAUGACUUGUGGAUCAAAGCUUUAGAUCUUCAGAACUGUGGGUUGUCAGACGAGGCCGGGAACGCGGCGCUCCAGAUAAUGAAGUCGAACACAACGCUGGUGGUCCUCGACUUGCGACACAAUUCCAUAUCUAAUGAGCACCUGGCACAGCUGCGAUCUUCUCUAAGAGACAACGAGAGAGGUCCUAGUGAUCUGUACGCCUGGCUCUCGUCAAGUCACAGUGGCACUUCAGCGGAUGGCAGAUCUGUUAAAUCUGUAGCAACUAAAAACGGAAUCGUAAAGGAACGAGCUCCGUCGAAUAUGCGAAUUGCGCUGAAUAAAUUCACUAAUAAAUCUGGCGUAGUCAAGAAAGAAAAGAAUUACGCGGAAGAGUUGGAGGAACAGCUUCAGGAGGAGAUAUCGCACCGCCAGCAGUUGGAGGAGCUCAACCAGCAGCUCGUGGAGCAGAUGAAAGAACUCAAACACCAGCAGAUGCAGCUUUGGGUUAACGCGGCUGGCUCUUCCGGUUCGGAUCAAUCAUUCCAAGCGAGUUCAAGGUCCGGCGACUUUUCGAGCAGUUCAGGAUCAACCAGCUCUGUGCCCAUCGACCAGAACACACUGUCCUACAUACAGCAGGCGUUCAAGGAUAUAUACGCUUUUAUAAAGAAUAACCAGUGUCAAGGGCAAUGUACAAAAGAGAAGCAGGUUGAUGAGAAAUCAUCAACAUCACCCGAAGUCAGUGAAGUGGAAGACGCAAGCGAACCGCACGUGAGCAUCGUGCCCAAGAGAGCCAAGAGCUCGCACAUGAAGCUGGCUGACAAGAGAAGGAAAAACAAGGCCACGAAAUCUGAGCACGUUCUUAACGAGAUACAAUACCUCACGGCGACAAAUAAAGUGAAACCACAAAUGAUAGAACGGCAAAUGGGUGACACUCACAAUGCGCACGCACAAGAAAACAUUUUAAAAGGAAUUUUAUCAGGGCAGGAUUUGAAGAAGGAAAAUAUACAUGAAGGGUCUAGUUCUCCGAGCAGAGUAGUGAGUGAUUCUUCAGAUACUCUAGUUUGUUCGCCCCGCAUAAGGAAACCCAUCAACCCCAGGGACGCGCUCUAUUCCUCGUCAGAUGAAGAUCCGUGAUUUUUUUUAAUUAUUUAUUUGUUAAACGUUUUGUGAUCAAGAUGACAGUUGAGUAUC